CGACGUGCAUGAAAACCACGCCUGUCCCAAACUCUUCGCCCAAUGCUAAAUCCAUCGACCUUAUUCUCCAAGCUAUUUGGAAGGACGAAGUCAGGGUGGACGAUAACAGAAUGGCAAACCAAAUUAUCCAUAAAAAAACGUUAUACAUCCUGAGUAGUUGUAGGCUACGUUCUGUAUUUAUUUAUAGUCAUUAAAAUAUUAGCUACACGUGUGCUCGAGACAUGUAGGCUGGCUAACAUAUCCCAGGAAUUGAACUUGCUGGUGAUGAUGCUCGUGGAUCAUGACUGUUCUGGGACUGAUGUUCGGUUGGUUCGUCAGCUCAACAAGGGUAUGAGGAUUCAACCAGGGAUAUGCAGCGGAGGGACCGAGCAGCAACGGGGAUGUAAAACUGGAGACGUCAAUGAAAAUCUUGUUUGUCUGCAAUCUCAGGAUGAAACGGGACGGGUGUGUCCUGGAAGCCCAGCACUGGCGACAGACACGCGGCUAUCCUCCUGUUCCACAGCAGACCGUGAACCAAGCAGUGGCAGUUACAACGUCUCCACUGGAACGGGAACCUUUUACAGCUGCGUCAGUCAGAUCACCAUCGGGUUUGAUCUCGGGGGCCAAGUGGCCAUUGGUAUCUCUCAUUGGAACAGUCCAUUCCCUUCCAGAGGUCACCCCCUGUGUGACAGUCCUGAUGGGGUUCGCUCCGAGGCCUCCGCUGCCGCAGCCCCGCAACUCCCUGAGUACCAAGAGCCAGUGUCCUGUCCUGCCUCCCUGUCAAUCAACCCUAUAUCAUCCCACUGCAGCGCCAGCCAGGAGACCAUCAGCGAAAGCAGCACAAGUGUGAGUUUCUCUCUACAUGGGGCUGAGCUCCAAUGGCAGAGCCCCCACAGACGCAGAGUUCUGCGUCCCCCGUCCCCUGGGGUUGAGGCUGCGGAUUUCUCCUUCCCCCACAACAGGUCGCCAGUCAGAAUGGAGGAGUCCUUGGCUGGGGCCCCGGAUUCCCCCAGCACACAGAACAGCGUGCCACCCCCCGUUUUGAAGGAUGUGAAGUUGUUAAUGGAGAGUUUGGAGGGGCUGAGCACUCCGUCCAAAGAUGGCGACUCGACCCUACUUGACCCCGGGACCAGUAGCAUCCUGGACGACAACACCAGGACUGACCCGGCACCAGAGGUAGGGAGAAGUAGGUCCAGUGGCUUGUGCUUCAGCGAUGGCAAGUGCCACAUCGACUACAUCCUGGUUUACAGGAAGUCUGGUCCNUCUCCCCAGGUAGGGAGAAGUAGGUCCAGUGGCUUGUGCUUCAGCGAUGGCAAGUGCCACAUCGACUACAUCCUGGUUUACAGGAAGUCUGGUCCACAGUCGGAGAAGAGGGAAAUAUUUGAGCGCAACAUCCGGGCCGAGGGCUUGCAGAUGGAGAAGGAGUUGUCUGUGUGCAACAGUGAUGUGAUCUUCCUGAAGCUGCAUGCUCCCUGGGAGGUGCUGUGUCGCUACGCAGAGCUUAUGAACAUUCGGAUGCCGUUCAGGUGGGGAGGACGAACACACAGGGAGCUAACAGAAGUAAGAACCUCCAAUCCGGACGCAUGGGCAGAGAACCACAGACACUUGCUGUAUGAAUUGCUGGGCCUGGUGGGGUGGUGUGCGUACCCAAGUACCAGCCACUGGACCUUCAUAAGGCGUAUAUUUCCCACCCCCCUGGGAAGGAAAAUUGGUCUCUAUUUUUGCCUGGCUGGGUUGUACACCUGGGAUGCUGUUCCCUGCGCGCUGGUUGGGCUCAUGGUCUUCCUCUACGGCUGCGUUCACCCUAGACCACUGCCAGGUCAGGUCACCCAUCUUUUUGACAACGGAGCAAGCACAGUUUUCUUUGCUGUAUUCAUGGCUGUGUGGGCAACCGUGUUUCUCGAGUUCUGGAAGAGGCGGCGAGCGGUCCUUGCGUAUGACUGGGACCUAAUUGACUGGGAGGAAGAGGAGGAGGAAAUCCGUCCCCAGUUUGAGGCCAAAUAUUCCAAAAAGGAGAGGAUGAACCCCAUAUCUGGAAAGCCUGAGCCGUACCAGGCCUUUACAGACAAGUACAGCCGACUCAUCGUCUCAGCUUCUGGAAUCUUCUUUAUGAUCCUGGUGGUGAUCGCUGCCGUCUUCGGCAUCGUGAUUUACCGRGUGAUCACAGUCAGCACUUUUGCCGCCUUCGGCUGGGCUCUCAUCAGGAAUAACUCUCAGGUGGCCACCACCGGCACAGCCGUGUGUAUCAACUUCUGCAUCAUCAUGCUCCUCAAUGUGUUGUAUGAAAAAGUUGCCCUUCUGCUCACCAAUUUAGAGCAGCCAAGGACUGAGUCCGAGUGGGAGAACAGCUUCACCCUGAAGAUGUUCCUGUUUCAGUUUGUCAAUCUCAACAGCUCUACCUUCUACAUAGCUUUUUUCCUGGGCAGGUUCACUGGUCGGCCAGGAGCCUAUAUCCGCCUCAUUAACCGCUGGAAACUGGAAGAGGUGAUGCAUCCCAGUGGUUGUUUGAUAGAUCUCUGCAUGCAGAUGGGUAUCAUCAUGGUGCUCAAGCAGACCUGGAACAACUUCAUGGAGCUGGGCUACCCGCUGAUCCAGAACUGGUGGACGCGGCGAAGGCUGAGGCAGGAGCACGGCCCCAACGCCAAGGCCAGCUUCCCGCAGUAGAGGGACUACAACCUGCAGCCCAUGAAUGCCUACGGACUGUUUGACGAAUACCUGGAGAUGAUCUUACAGUUUGGCUUCACCACCAUAUUUGUGGCAGCUUUCCCCCUGGCCCCGCUCCUGGCCCUCCUCAACAACAUCAUUGAGAUCCGCCUGGACGCCUACAAGUUUGUCACCCAGUGGCGGAGACCCCUGCCCUCUCAAGCCAAAGACAUAGGGAUCUGGUACGGCAUUCUGGAGGGCAUCGGUAUCUUGUCCGUCAUCACCAACGCCUUUGUCAUCGCCGUCACCUCCGACUUCAUCCCACGCCUUGUAUACGCAUACAAGUACGGCCCGUGUGCCGGGCAGGGCCGGGCCGGGGAGAGGUGCAUGAUGGGAUAUGUGAACGCCAGUCUAUCGAUGUUCAGAGUGUCUGAUUUUGAGAACACGUCGGUGCCCAGGACAGAUGGAUCGGAUACGUUUGGAGAAGCAGUGAAGUACUGCAGGUACCGUGACUACAGAGAGCCCCCAGACUCGCCCGGUGAGCCAUACUCCUACACGCUGCAGUUCUGGCAUGUCCUGGCCGCACGACUGGCCUUCAUCAUAGUCUUCGAGCACAUGGUUUUCACCAUCAAGAACCUGAUCGCCUACCUGAUCCCAGACCUGCCCAAGGACCUGCGGGACCGCAUGCGGCGGGAGAAGUACCUGAUCCAGGAGAUGAUGUACGAGGCCGAGCUAGAGAGACUGCAGAAGGAGAAGAACGAGAAAAAGAAGAAUUACAGGGCCCAUCAUAACGCAUUGCUCUGAAUGCACAAGCAGGUCAUGCUGGUGUCCAUUUUUGCUCGGUGGCGUUGUGUGUGGGAAUGACAGAGAACUGGCUGCAUGCACGCCAGGGACUGUCCUGCCUGUCUYCGUCUCUCACUGGACCAGAUGAGCGCCCCCAAGAGGACCGUCCAACAAACCUGCAUUCAGCAUGCUCCUCGUCAUGGUGUUCAAACGUACUGUACGUCAUUUUGAAUCCGAGAGGCCAGUGGGUGAGGGGAAAAAAGAGGACAUACAUUGGAACAUUUGACAAUGGGUUUACUACUUUUUUCCAGAUUGCUCCUUCCACUUUGGACUCACAACUGUACAUUUCUUGAAAACCUGAAUGUAGAUUUCAAAGAAACACAAAAAACWAACUUUUGCAGUUCUAUUGUCACAACUUAAAAAAAGUCAUCUGUGCGGUUGAAUGACAAACCCUGUUUACAAUCCUAGUCUUUUUAUUUUGAGGACAAACUCAUGAGGAAUCAUGAUCAAUUGCUUUUACAAGGUUGUAAACCUUCGGCCAUGUUCUCUGCUUACGUUGUGUGCUGCUUACAAUGUUAUUUUGAAACGUUCCAUCAGAUCUGUGUUAGUGAACGCAGACUGCUCGAACAUCCAAUGCCUUCCUUUACAAUGGAUACUAAUAACAAGAGUAAUAAAUAUUCAUAUUUGUUACAAA
Molecule: messenger RNA, 4099 nt
Organism: Salvelinus sp. IW2-2015
Lineage: Eukaryota; Metazoa; Chordata; Actinopteri; Salmoniformes; Salmonidae
Source: RefSeq, a predicted model, not a curated record